AUGUGGGAGGGCCUGGAACAGUUGCUCAAGGUGAAACUUGAAGUGUGUGCUGACCUGUCACAUUCAAGCUUGCUGUUCUUUGGUGUAGGUCCUGGUGUUGCAUCUCCAGAUGAAGGAGUAGUAGAAGAUCUGCCUUUAAUAGAUGAGAAAGCUGUGGAGCAGCUAACUGAAGGAUUGAUUUCUCAUUAUCUGCCUGAUCUUCAGCGAUCAAAAUCAGCACUGCAGGAACUUACACAGAACCAAGUGGUAUUACUAGAAACAUUAGAACAAGAAAUUUCAAAAUUCAAGGAGUGUAACUCCAUUCUUGAUAUCGAUGCUUUGUUUUCAGAAGCUAAACACUAUCACAACAAGUUAGUGAAUAUUAGAAAUGAAAUGAUGAUGCUCCAUGAGAAGACAUCAAAGUUAAAAAAAAGAGCACUUAAACUGCAACAAAAGAGGCAGAAAGAAGAAUUAGAACGAGAACAGCAACGUGAGAAGGAACUCGAAAGAGAGAAGCAGUUAACAGCAAAACCUGCUAGGAGGACAUGAAAGCAGAGCAUGCAACAACUUGUCUGAAUUAAAUCAUUUCUGCAUUCUCUGGAAUUAAGGCAGACUUUGCUUAAACUGGGUUAUAGCUGUUACUAGCAACAGUCCAUGAUACUAUAAAUUCCAGAAUGGUAAUAAUAGGAUUGGUAACAUUCAAAUUUUUUAAUUUCAGCCAUUCAAGUUGCCUUCUUUAGUAAUGCUAUGCAGUUUGAUGUUGUUAUAAUGUAAGGUGGGUAUUUUUUUUGGUGUAUAGGAGAUCUUAGGCAUCACAGUUUUAAAUACCUAUCCAUUUUUUGUCUGUUCAGGUGUUUAGAUUUCUGAGAGAUAUUUGGUGACUGGCAUACAUGGUUUUUAGACAAAAUACAGAAUACUAGUUAAAGUUCAGUCCUCAUCAUCAGACUUCAGUGGCCACCUAUUUAACUGAAACCCCUUUGAUUCAGGCAGUUGGGAUCUUUUUUUGAUGCCCUGGUUCAUAAAUACUGACUUUUUGUGCAGCUUUAAUUUGGUCUGUCUCCAAUGAAUUGAAGAAACUUCCAUUGUAUUUGCCUGAAAGUUCACUUUAUUGCAGUGGUCUUACUUUUUUUUGUCAUCAAGUACUUAAGAACAGCUUUAAACUAACUUCUGAUUAAGUUCCUGGCUGAAUUGUUGCAGGGGGAAGCAGAACACUAAAAAUUCUCAAAACUGAUGUGUGCACAAUGCAAAGAUUAAUGAGUCUGUGCUUCCACAAACAUUUGAAUUGAACCAGGGAACUGUUGCUUCUGUCAUGACUCGACAGGAAGACUGUGUGGUCUAAGCAGAUUUCUGUGGGAUUAGAAGUUGUCGUUUUUUCAUUUUGUGUGACAAAAUAAAACACAACCAAAACUAAACGAUUUCUACUUCAUGUGAAAUUCAGUUACCUGUAGGAAAAACUACUGCAUUUAAUUUUUUUCCUUAAUAAAUUAUUCAUUUGCACUUCAGGGCUACGUAAAAGAAUUUCUGUUAUGCUGUCCUCAGCCAAACUGAUGAGUGUUAGUGUAUAUGAUGGUAAAUGUGGAAUGGAGGUUGAUAUCCAUUUCUCUGAAUGUAAUUACUAAUUCUUGCAGCACUUGGUGUGAACUCUCAUUCAAAUGAAUGUACGUGUUGUCUAGACUUGUAAAAGAGCUUUAAACUGUUUGUUCUUGGUCUAACAAACUAGUUAUUUUGUAUCUGUUAUUUUUAAAGUAGUAAUGAAAGUGGUGUGUUUUGAAGUGAGAUAAAGGGUAAGCUCUGUAAAGUUUUCCAUAAAAUAUGUAUGGAAAGGUAUUGGAGUCAAUUUUUUCUUCUGUUUUAGAUGGUUUACACAGUAUAUACCUGCCUGGACUCCUCUGUAGGGUAAUUUUCUGAACUAAUUUCCUGUCCUUAAUAUUUGUCAUCUUUUUCUGUGAAAGACAUACUCUGACGAGUAAUCACCCAGCACGCAAAGUAAACUUGGAAGGAAAACAAACUACUUACAGUCUGAAGAGACACUGAAAUACCGGUACUGAAGCAGUAAUAGAUUAAAACUUUCCACAGGUAUUUUUCCUUUAAAUUGACUUGUAUCAGUUACUUGCCAGUGGAUUGUUGACCUGUGCUGUGGUUUGUAUGUAUUUCUAAGAGAAAUGUAAAGAAUUUCCACAGUCCAUAUUUGGAGCAGAAUGUACAUAACUAAAUAUUGUUUAAAUAUUUUAUUUUGUAAUGUAAUUCCAAAAUUUGUUUCUGGGAAUUUAAACAGUUCUUAUUAAAGUAUAAUAACAUGAAAGUAAAUGCCUCGGUAUCCAGAUCAGGAUUAAAUUCCUGCGGUGCUCCUUGAUUUGUGUUCCCUCAUCUAGAAUCCAGUUUAGUGUUUCAAGUUGUGGUUUCUUUUUGUCAAGAUCUGUGGGGUUUUGUGGGGAGUUUUUGUUUCAAAAAUCAUGACUACUUUUAUUGAAACUACAGAAUUCUAAGGGUAGAAAUCGAUGCUUUUACAAUUGCAUACUUCAGUGUUUCUUUGGAAUAAUUUCUGAUCAAAGGAAUAAAAGCUUGCAGUGGUUUCUUUCCUGAGGAAUCACAGAGAUGUAAAAAUGUAAUUGAUAACUUGAUAAAAUUGUGGUAAAAGCUGGGUUUUGUACCAAUAAGGAACUAAUUUUCCUAAAUGAUCUAUCUGUAACAAAGGGGGGGAAAAAAUAACAUACAUAGGGGGAAGUUUGGUCAGUUUACAUAACUUUCUUUUAUUAAUGAGCUCUUAAUUAAUUGUAGUUUUGACUUAAAUAAUUUAUCUCCACAGGAUGUUUUUCUUCCAAAUACUCCUCUUGUGACUGAAUGCAUAAAAAGUAAAUGGUGCUUUGGAUUAAUUUAAUGAUACUGGCAUCUAAAAUUGUAUGCUUGUAUUAAUAUGCACAGCUAGAGUGAGCAAUUCUAUUACUGUAUGCAUUUAGUCUUGCUUGAUUUUAUAAAAAACUACUUACCAAGUAGAUAAAUUUGGUAGCGUUAGAUGUUUUCUUACUGACUUUUUAUUCCAUCUACAUGAGGAGGUGCAGCCAGCUUCAUCUUUUUGAGAAACAUAAAAUGACAGCUUUAAACCACUUUCUUUUAAUACUGUUUCAUACUUGGUCUACUCACCUGUUUUUAUCAUCAUAACAGCAGAAGAUAAUUAACUGUGCAGUAAUUCUUUGAAUUUUUAUUUUGUAAGAUUCAAAUUUAGGAGUUAACUGUUGGUAACUGAGGAAUCUUGGUUUCCCAUGCUUUUAUCUUUGCUAUUGUUAACCUUGAUGUUUAAUUUGGGUCCCCACACCUAUAGCUGUUCAGCUUCACGUGAGCCAAAUUUUAAUCCAGAGAAAUCUGGCUUUUUCACUAAUAGUGAUAGCUUUGCCAUGGUCAUAAGGUAAAUAUUUGUUUCUUUUUGGAAAGUGGCUACAGAGUAUUUAAUUUUGUUUUAUUCUCUGUGCUGUGACCUAAGUGGUAAUAGCAUAAAUAAAGGUUUGUUUCUGUAGCUGUUCUGUUGGGAUUCUAGCUGCUGAGAGAGUUCUCUGGCCGAUUUACCCUGAAUUAGGCUUCAGCAGACACGUUCUGCCACCUCCUGCUUGCUUUGUAACACUGCUGGCUGCUUU
This is a messenger RNA of Athene cunicularia (burrowing owl), 3608 nucleotides long. RefSeq names its product biogenesis of lysosomal organelles complex 1 subunit 6 (gene BLOC1S6). The record is from RefSeq and is a predicted model, not a curated record. Gene Ontology annotation, cellular component: transport vesicle; BLOC-1 complex; extrinsic component of membrane. NCBI's taxonomy places the organism in Eukaryota, Metazoa, Chordata, Aves, Strigiformes, Strigidae. The transcript is spliced from 5 exons. Bases 1 to 528 code for a protein of 175 amino acids. Gene Ontology annotation, biological process: intracellular transport.